AUGGUGCUUCUCGCUUGGAAUUUCAUUGAAGACGAUGAGAGCGAAAUUAUGGAAGCGGUCCGCCGCAUGAGUGAUCGCUAUGAUUUUGUCGUCACCAGCUUGGCUUUCAGCGGCGGUAUUGGACCAACUCACGAUGACAUCACCUACCAAUCCAUUGCCAAGGCGUUUGACUUGCCAUUAAAGCUGCAUGAUGAAGCGUUCCAGAAAAUGAAGGUGCUUUCAAGACCCGAUACGCUCACUCCAGGUUUUGAUUGGGAAACCGACUCUCCGGCGCUGCAGGCCAAAUUACGAAUGGUCAGGCUGCCGACAGACGAGAGUCGAGACUUGAAGAGCCAGUUUCUCUUUGUGUCGGACAACCUGUGGGUUCCUAUCUCAGUUGUGAAUGGCAACAUUCAUAUAUUGCCCGGUGUUCCCUCCCUGUUCCAGGCGUUACUCGACGGAAUGAAGCCAUUUAUACUCCCCAGACUGGUAGAUCCUGAAGGCAAGGGAACCUGCAGAAUCUUGAUUUCUACGCCAAUGCCAGAAAGUGCCGUGGCGGCUUAUCUUACAGAACUGGCGGCCAGGGUUGAACCCAAAGGUGUCAAAGUUGGAAGCUAUCCUAGGUGGGGCAAGAAGCGCAACACCGUCACGCUUGUCGGCAGGGAUCAAGCAUUCCUCGAAAGUUUAGUUGCCGAGGUUGAGGAGAAUGUCAAGGGGCGUCGUGUUAGUCAAGAGGAUGAAGCAGAUGAUCUUUAA
This is a messenger RNA of Metarhizium acridum CQMa 102, 735 nucleotides long. NCBI's taxonomy places the organism in Eukaryota, Fungi, Ascomycota, Sordariomycetes, Hypocreales, Clavicipitaceae. The record is from RefSeq and is a predicted model, not a curated record.